UCGGAAUCGGUCGCGUUUGUUGUAGAGUGUGUUUGCUUUCGAAGCUUUGAGGGCAAACAUAAAUCGUGCAUGGAAUUUUGUUCAUGUGUUGAAGUUUUGUUACAACCGAAAACAUUCGAAGGACUACCGCUGGCUAUUAGCGGGAAACAAACCAUUUAUUUUAAAAGGAAUCGGAAAGCUUGUUAGUGGCAGUGACUAGGAAAUUUUGGUGCGUCGAACGACCAUCUCGUUUGUAUAUAUGGAACGAAGGAGUCUGCCUAAUUCGGCAACGAGAUUUGAGUUAUCCAACACCUGACUCAUGACGGUUUUCGGUUGUGUCUUCCGAAUUCGAGAACGUAUAACACGCAUGACACGCAUAUAGUGCACCAAACUAGUUAUUAUGGUGAAUUAGAACCGUUUCACCGCAUCAUCGACUUAUGAGAUUAUGCCUUUUUGAUCCUUAGACAGUGGUAGAGUAGAAGAACAGAAAGAAGUCCGGUGAAAAUAGAUUCAGUGUGAAAGAAACGGCAGCUGGUCAAGUGGUUCGUUAGAUGUUCCGAAAAUUGCAUUUGUUUGGGUACUGACCGGAAUAGUUUGGUUUUGUACAGGCAAUUUGACAGCUACGCAAAGUAGUGUGACGUCACAUACGUUAAAACCGAAAAGUGAUUCCAAGUGGCCAUUGGAGUUCCGAAUGGCUGCUGAACAGCGAUGAUCAGCUCGUGUAACACACGCUUGACAGGGGCCUACCGUAGAUAAAACAAAGUGGCUACUAGAUAAAAUUAUGCACAAACCGGACGUGAGUGAGUGAAUGAGUUGUGAAUGAUUUCGGCAUUUUGAUGCGCCAUCCAGUGGAUGAGUGUGUAACUGGAGCUCUCGGAGUCGAAACUUUCACUAAAUUUUGUCGUUUUCCGAGCACAUAUGUGUCCAGCUUUGAUCGAGCAAUCGGUUUUUGUUUGAAUGAAUAAUUAAAUAGAAGUGGAUAACUGACUGUUUGUCAUUGCCUGCUUGGAUGGUGGAGAGUUUGCGAGGGAGACGACUGUUUCGAAAAUGAGUGGAAAGUGUUUUGCUGUCAGGUCGAAGUAAAACAUCGCUUACCUUACUGUUGGUUUUUCGUUGGGAUGCCUUUUGGAGAUGUGCUGAACUGAUUGCACUCGUGAAAAGACACGAUCAAGUGUACCGCCAUAUUCAAACAACUUGUGAACAGGCAAGCGAAUUGAAUUAGAUGUCACCUAAACUCAUCGUAAAAUGACGUCCUUGUGGUAGGUUUGAACAUCGACGGACGCAAAAUUGCAGAACUGGAAGCCGCAUGACCUAGUGAAGGUUACCCAUCGGAACCGACAUACCGACACCGGAUCAACGCGAAGGAAUUGUGUCGACGACCGAGUGGAUUAUCGAUUUUGCAGGAAGCAGUAGUAACACUCCGAAGGCGCCGUCGUUCGGUAGACGAAAAUACCGAUAGAAGCGGUAAACGAUUUGGACACCUGCACUACUCCAACGGCACGAUUUUGGCUCGGAAAAUAACAGCAACAAGGAAAGGCAGUUUCAGUUGUGUGCUGUAGUUUUACCUCUUGGCUGUUCAACAUGUAUUUGGUGCAGACUGUUCAGACGGCAUCGCCCUGGAGGCCACAGUUGCCACUACCGAAGGACAUAACGUUGCACGUGCAGCAGCAACAGCAGCAGGCCAUGGAUAAGUCGAAAACGAAGGACAAGAAGUGGUCACUUGGGAAUCUGUUCCGUCGGAAGCAGAAAAAAGAACAGGAUUACGAGUCCAGUUCGGAGGAGGAUCGGAAGGCGGGAUUUUUGCCGAUAAAACAAAAUCGCACACAGGCCGUCGGGCAGGGCACACUGAACGGGAAGCGCAAAAAACGAUCAAGCAGCAAAUUGCAGGGUGGUUUCGAUCACAUCGUUGUUAGUCCGAAGCACGGAAAUAGUUAUGGUUUCAAAGAAAGUGAUAGUGUGAAUUCCAUCGAUAAAUAUGUGGUUUCAAUGGGAUCCGGGUCGUUGGAUAGGAGGUCACGGAAAGACGGAGGAAAGCCCAAGGAUGGCAAUGCACUGUCUAGUGACGAAGAAUCGCACCGUUCCUCGUCGAUGUCGAGGUUUAGAAGCGAUGAUAGCUUGGGAAAUCACAGCGGAAGCUCAAAUCGCAAAACUAGAACGGCCCGGACGGAACGGUAUCUGAAAAGAAUGUCUCGAGAUGGUGAGGGUAGUCCUGUCAAUCGGUGGCAUACGCAGCCGAUUUCACCGAGCAUGCUUCACGGCAGUAUACAAUCUGUAGAUAACGUUCAUCGCCGUGGAUACGUUCCGGGAGUUCAUCCAAGCCUUAGGAAUUCUUCUAGUCUGAUCAAUGUGCCUCAUUUGUUCCACCCUCCAAAUCCAUAUGCUCAGCAGCAGCAGCAAUUCUAUCAGAUAAACCCUUCAGUAACAUACGAAAACAGUUUCUAUAUUCAGAGUAAAGCGAAUUCUAUGCGAGAACCCAUCUUGAGUCCGCCUCCAGUGCCACCUCGUGACCCACAGCGAAGGUUAACAAUUGGUCACCCACAGGACGCCCGACCGAUGUCGUAUGCCUUCGAUCACCAACAAGCAAUCACAUCCCCCAAUGCCAACAUCUGGCAACCCAACGGAAAAUGUAUCAGUGACGAUCGACUGUGGGGUCCAAAUGUUACUCACCAUCCUCAAUCGCCGGGAACGCCAAAUUUUGUCAACCCACAUGUGACAGUUUCACCGCGACCGUCAUCCGUGCAGCCCGAGUCGGUCCAGAAACGAUACAUUUCGCGACAUCCACAGACAUCUACCCCGUCACCAAACCAGGGAUACAUAGUCCUCCAGCACGCUCCUUCCCACCAUCACCAUAACCAUCAACCUCAACCGUCACCUCAACCGCAACCUCAACCCCAACAGCCAGUGAAACGACCGGCAGAGUAUCGUUACGUUACCGAUGUGACUCCUCGAUCGCGUAAACCAAUUCAGAUCCAAGAUCGAACCUUCGAAGUGUACGAACCAUCACAAAAAGCUCAGAGUACUGCGCAACCUGGUAACAAACCGGCGUACAAUACGUCUGUCUACAUUCGAACACGCCCGCUGAAAACGGGUCCGGAGGAGCCAUCUUCAAAAACACCACAGCAAACGGCAUCAGCCUUCUGGCGUAAAAUUGAAGAGGAACAAAAUUCGGUCAACCGACGAAGCAGAGACGCAGAUCGCCGGCAACAGAAUCCGAUUAUGAACUCCCGCUCGGUUUCGUCCUCCCGUGCACUGGAAAUAAUGAACCGGCGAAAUCAUGAGUUGACGAAAGAAUUGAGCCAUCUGUUGGACGACAGCAAACAUGACAAUCAGGAAAAUGUUAUCAGCGGUCGGUUGUAUUUACGGCAGUCACAGGAUGCUAGAGUGAAGGAGAAAUCACGAUCACCACCGAAAAACAAGUACGAAGAAUACGUAGCAAAAACAAUCGCUCAAUCAACACAAGCUCCCGUACCGACCUCGACGUACAGGAAAUUCACCACUGGAGGCGAUUCCGCGCGAGUGUCGAGUGUUUUGAAACAGGCCAAAUCACCACCGCCUCCUCCCGCGCGUGGUAUUUCCAAACGAAACUCGUGUUCCGAAGAAGAAAUAUCCAAAAAACAAAAGUCGGCUAACCUGGAGGAAGCCAUCAACGAACUGGAUGCGAUCUACAAGAGCCUUUAUUUGAGCGAUGAAGAUCUACUGGAUCGAGCCGAACUGCGAGACGUUCCGACCCCGAACAUGUUCAACAAGCAAACGAAACCCGUCUCCGACUACGACGAUGAUGACGAUGAGAGACGCCAUUCGGAACCGGAUAUUGAACUGGACGAUCUUAACUUCCGCAGCAUAAAGCAGGCCAACGAGAAAAUCAAGGCUCUCGAAGUACAACCGCCAUUCGGCAUCCCACUGGGUCCGAUUCCACCAUCACCCAAUACGGACUAUUUGAGUGCACAACCGGCCAAGCCGAACAAACCAAGGUUCAUCCCGAAGCGAUCACCCGAUUUGGUGGCUGAUGACCUUGCCGUUCGUCAGUUGCGUCGAGAUAAAGAUCUCCAACAGAGUGUGGAUCGAGUCAACUGCUAUGCUCCGACAGCCACGGACGUGUGCGAGGAGAAACCGGCUGCCAGUUACCUGGAGGAUGUUAGGAAAAAACGAAGCAAUGCUAAGCAAACAUCGAACACCUUGGCAUCCAACAUCUUCAACAUGAUUCAAAGGGAUGCGGCCAAACCGUCGGGUGGAAAUCUUGAUGAUUACUAUAAAAUUGAAGAGGUUGUCAAAGCCAAGGCAUCGACCGAGCCGAAGAAGGAUGACGCUUCUAAGGUGAAGAAAUCGACGAAAAAAGUUGUAGAACGGGCUAAAAGCGGAUCACCGAAGAGAACCGGCGGAGCCGUGUUCAAUCUUCCGUCGACGUUGAAGUCUACUUCACCAAAACCGGCAGUGACAUCAUCGGAGAGUAGCAGCGACAGCACACCGACCCAGAAGGCGAAAACCAGUCCGGUGAUAGUGGGAGCGAAGCACAAAGCGGAAUUCGAGGACAUCUUGAACGCGAUCGCACAGGAAGCCAAGAGCACCAGCGAGAAGCUGGGUAUGGAUUUGGCCGAACUGAGGAAAGAAACGAAAUCGGUUUCCAGUGGAACGAGCCCGGAAACGAAACCACAACGCAAGGUAGAAAUGACGGUCGGCGGCGGAAGUAGAAAAUCUUCGGUCAAAGUAGAAGAGGAAAUCGAUGAGGUGGCGGAGGCAGCCAAGUAUUGUCAACACAUGCUACGGAAUGUCGUUCAAGAACCGAAACUGGAUGAAAAGAAGCUAAUCAAAGAUAUUGAGGAUACUUCAAAUGCGGCCAUGUUGUGCCACGGAAUGAUCAAUAGAGUGAUCAUGCCAAGGCAAACACCGACCGAAGCUCCCGAGCGGUCAGUGCUGACGAGUUUGAUUAAGGAAUUGACACCGGCAGAAGACGACAGGGAAGGGCGUGAAGAGGAGGAGGAGGAAACAUUUGAAACGCUAUCCAAACGCUGCCAGGAGCAAUUGAGUGAGCUUGAAGACACCAACGAAGGACAGAAAUCGGCGAUCGAACGAGACUAUGAUAAUCUAGUUGAAAGUAUUAACCCAUUGGAAUCGGACUCGGACAAGAAAUCUACCGAAGAAGAAAUCGACAUCAUAAUGAAGGAGUGCGGAAUCGAGAAUGACGUUCAGAUCACCAUCAAUUCAGUGCCACUGCAGGAAACAGAGUUUGUAAAGCUAGGAAUCCGUAAACACAGUAAAGAGUCCAGCCUAGAUUUAAGUGACGUCCAUGGGCCUUCGCUAACGCCAACCGAUCCGAAGUCUUCCAGCGAGACGGAACAGUUUCCUAAGUCAUCUGACCAUACUUCCGGCAAUCUGCUGUCUUCCAGCGAUUGUCUCAAGUCCAAUAGUGAACAACGCAAGUCCAGUUCUUCUACCGCAAGCUCUAGCAACACUAGCGCACCGGUGGUUGAACGAACACGGGACACGAUCGGUUCGGUACCGGCCACAAGGGUUACGCCUCCAUCGCGAGUAUCGCCGUCGGAUGGCGAAUCACAGUACAAUUCAUCGGAAGAGUUAGCAAUGAUCUUCGGCAUCAAAAGUCCAACACCGACAGAUAACCAACCGUUCGUGAACACCGCUAUUCUAGAACUAGAAAAAAAGCUUUCAUCCGCCACUGCCAACAUAAGCUGCCAAACGCAACAUAUUUCUAGUUUUCAACAACCUCAGCAAACACAACAGCAUCAGCUAUUGCAGCAACAAAAUCAACAUCAACGCUAUCAGCUAGACUAUCAUCACCCGACGCACCCGCCGCCAUCCAUCGUCUCCUCCGACGAUCCGUUCCACAGUAACUACCAACGACAACAUCCGGAACCGUCGCCACGUCAAAGUCACAACGUUUUCCCCACCAGCAUUCCGUAUGAACCGCAGCAACUGACUGUAACGGGCAGCUCAAAUCUUGCCAGUAUCCUAGAGGCUAUCCGCGCCGAACGGGAUCCGUCCAGAUCGGAACGGUCGCCUCGCUGGGAUCUGUUUGCUCGAUCGGCCAGUCUCGGUCAAAUUACACCGCCAUCGAUCCCACCAGUUAAAUCUACCGCUGCCAAUUUUCGUAAGAUCCAACGCCAUCCACCGGUAUCCUACCCGAAGAAACCUCUAGUCACUCGACGAUCACCGGGAUCACCACCAUCGCCCAGAAUCGAUUCGUGUUAUUCUCCUUCCGGGUAUCAGGUUCAUCACCAGCAACAACAACAACAACAACAGAAGCACCUGCUGCAACAGUCCGUGAUUCCGUCGGCGUUCGCUGCUGCCUCUGGACCGCAGCUACAUGAAGUUACACGAAGACCAUUGAACAAGUCCUCCCUGAAACGGCAUGAACAAUUCCUCAAAACCCGCUCCAAAACAAUAUCGGACUUCUUCGGCCCUGAAUCUACGCCCAUCAGUCGACUCUUAAACAUAAUAUGCCAAGAGAAAGAAGCGGAAAGAGCGAAAGCCAGCAUGAGCAAUAGCAACGGUAUCGGAAGUGGUAAAGUUCCCAGUAAAGUACUCACCACUGCCACCUCCGCCACCAGCAGCAGUAAAGAUGGCAUCUUUUCGAAGAUUCCGAUGGCGACGGCACCGCCUUCGACCAGUUCAUCUUCGGCUAGUUCCUCUUCCGGCUGCUUGACGGCACCGUGGCGCCAUCAGAGCAGUAGCAGUAGCAAGUCCCGCAAGGAGAAUGUGAUCCCGGCGGCCACUGCUUCGUCGUCGUCCGUCAAUUCCGGUAGUGGCAGCGGUUCGAUUCCCGCUGCCGCGGAUCAUCUUGCCUCCAAAGACAUCGAUAGGAUAGCAAAAUACAAGGCUGACCGGCGAAAACCGAUUUAUUUAAGAAACACUGUCCAAGAACACGAAAAUGAAAGACUGGAACAUAAGAAAAGAUCAUCAUCAUCCCGAUCGCAAACUGCAAACGUCCCGUCGUCAUCAUCUCAACCAUCCGGCACCCACUUCACGAAAGCCCAUUCGUCUUCGACCGCCAGAACGACGCAAACUUCUUCCUCAUCAUCGUAUCGCAGUACGGCAACGCAGUUGCAACCACAACCUACCGCCUCUACCUCUAGCGCCUCGGUGACCAGUAAGCAACAUUCUCAUCAUCCACAUCCACACGGUGGUGGUGGUACCGGUACCGGUUCCAGUCAUCAUGCUGCCCGGUCAGGUGGAGAAUCGUCAAUGCCAUUGUCUCCCUCGCAUCAGCCAGCGCAAAGAUAUCACCUGCAGAAACAGCGUAAAUCUCGGGAUCGUAGCGGUACUCGUCCGACUGCAACAACAUCCAACGAGAAACAGGUUGCCGUGCCAGUAUCGACGGCCACGGCCUUAGAGCGAUCUCCGCCACCGCAAGCUCCGCCGGGGCAACAGAGCAAACAGCAACAGCAGCAGCAGCAGAUACGAACCACCCGAUCCUCCAGACUCCGAGCCGCCGCGCUAGAGAAAGCUUCAGCCGGUGGCACGAACGCAUCGUCAGCGCCAUCAGUUUCUAGCAGAGACACCCUUCAAAGCUCGAGUCAACCACAGCAACGCUUGCGAACAUCACCGCUCAGCAAUAGUGGCAGCAGCAGCGCCAGUAGCAGUGGCAGGAACUCGAAACUGCUUCAACCCAUAGGCUUCGGGUCAUCCAAACAGAAUAGCAAUUCGAAUACAAGCAACAGCAGCGAGAGCCGAAUGUCGCUUAACAUCUCUAGUGCGAGUAGUAGUAAUUCGUCGCAUGGCGGAAGCAAACCGGCAUCGGCCAAGCAAGCACUCGGGAAGAAAUUGUCCACUGCUUCAACAGCAGCAGCAUCAUUGACAACCGCCCCGAAGCCACGGCUCGUUCCGUCGAUAGCCGUCAGCAUGAAACAAAAGCUGCGCGGAACGACUGAAACCAUCAAAAGUGAUACUAAUCGUAACAAAACUAGUACUAGUAGUAGUAAGACAACUGUCAUGCCGAUCGGUAACGGUAAUGAGCAACUGCUGCAUGCCGCGAAUAUUCUGAAUGGUAACAAUGUCGUCGUCGUCGCGCCCGUUGAACAAAAUGAUACGAAAACGAUUAGCAACAACAACAACAACAUCCAACCAACGGUAAAUGGCAACGGGGAGGAGAUUUUUUUUGAAGCCCAUACUGGUCCACUCAAAACAGCGGUCGGUGAAAUGAAGCAAUCACGUACCCAGUUGGCCUCAAUCGGAAGCCUUAGCAGUCUGGAUUCACCGACGACGAUGAUGAACUCACCUCGGAUGCGAACAUCCACUAUGAAAUCCGGAGUCCGAAACCAAUUUGUCGCGAGCAGUAAUAAUGUAGCAACCGCCGACGCCGCCACCGAUUCCGCUUCAUUUCCGAAAGACAUCAAUCGACUGAGUCCGGUAUUGGGCAACGGUGGCAAAGCAUUCGAACGGGACAAAUCGGACAAACGGAAAUCCAACCUGAACCGUGCUCAGCACGAGGAGGCCACCGAGAAACGCACCAGUUCGGCUGAACGGCAGCGUCGCCACAAAUCGGGAAGCGCUCAUCCGUCAAGCCCGGAAAGCACGACCAAACCUCGAAGCCGUACCUCAUCGGAUUCCAAAAGUAAAUCGCCACGAAAAUCGAGCUCCUCGGAGAAACCGACAUUCGUUGUGCCCGUUCCGACGGCGGUGUCACCUCCGGUGGCGUCCGUAACACCAGCAGCAUCUCCACGAUCGAAGUAUUCGCCGUUGCGUCAGUCUGGUAGCAACUCCCUACUGCAGUCACCGACGCCUUCGUUGGUUUCUGUUGUGACUAGCCGGGCUGCUUCAUCAGUUCCUUCGAGUCCAUCGAGAUUCUCACCACGACCGGUCAGUAAAACUCCAUCACCAGCCGGAAAACUUCCGCUGCUGCUGCUUAAAAGUCCACCUCGUUUGCUGCAUUUGUCCAGUUCGAGUGUAGCAUCGACCCGAGAACCGUCAGUUGGAUUGACUGACAAUCGCGACAGCAGUAGUAAUCGGUUAGCCGUUAGAGUAGAUAGCAGAGUUUCCACUGCCGGUAGCGAGCAGGAUGCGGACGUUCAACCCGAAUCCCCGCUUGUGCAACAAUAUUCUAAAUUUAGUCAAAUGCUAAAAUCGCCUACACUGGAAAAGUACGAAGUUAGAAGACCAUCGCUGCGUUCCGCUUCAGAGAACGAAUUGGAAGUGCUGGAUGAACAGAAUGUGCCAUUGGAAUUGGAUGAGCAACAGAGUCUACCAGAGCUGGUGCCUUCGGAAGCAGUGUUGGAUCUGUUGAGCGUUGACGAUGCCGAAGAACACGCAGCUGCCAAUAUAAUUGUGAUUACGGACGAAUCCGAGCCAGAUCUGGUGGAUCUGGUGGAGGCGGGACCCUCCGGAUUGUGUCCGAUAGUGAUUGACGAUUGUGACGGUGAUGGCGAAGAGCUGACGAUCCGUCAGGCACUGCAAGAAAUUAGAAGUAAUUCAUCUUCACCGAGACCGGUUAAUAGAAUUUUAUACGAUGAUAAGUUCAACGAUGAGUUUGUCGUAAUCGAGAAUAGUCCCAAGAGUCAUUUUAUACAAUCGCUGGAUGAGACUGACAUCAUCGUGAUCGGGGACAACGAUGAAGACUACCCACCAAGACCGGCGAGCAGCAACAGUACCGGAACGGGUGCGUAUGAGAAGAAACUGGUCAAAAUGAGCUCCGUGGAGCAUUUCGAAAGCUUGCGUCAGCGCAAGAGCUGCUCACCGCUACGUAAAAAGAGUCUUUCGCCGAUCAUGAGAGCUAAAAGCAUGGAAGAGAAUCAUCUGUCCUCAUCGGGAUCCUCUGCUUCCAACCAUAUCGUGUCAAUCCUGAAACGCAAAACCGUUGAAUCGAAUAGUUCUGCUUCGAGUAAUGCCUCACCGGUUACGUUCUCGCCGAGCGUGGUGGAUACUCCGAUUCGUUCCAAUCGCCGACAAGGGAUUCUGAAAAAACGCUGCUCGCUGGACGAAAGCAGAUACAGCCGCAGUCAUUCUCCGGAUGACCGAAGCAUUUUGGUGAAACAUACGCGCCGUAAUAGCUUCGAAGACGGCUCACAGCAUGGUAUCCUGAAACAGAAAAGUUACGAAUCGAAGGAGGACGUUUCGGUUACCAGUGGAAGCACAACCGCUGUCAAUGCAGUUGUUUCCCACGGAAUUCUCAAGAAGAAAACGGACAGCUCUUCAACAUCAACGCCCAAUGAACAACCCAAACACGUAUCCAUAUCGCAAGCGGUCAUUCUCGCGGCAGCAGAAAUUUGCCAAGACAUGCUGCUGGAUAAUGAACAUGAGCACGAUCACGAAAUUCGACCGAUACUGAAAUCAGAUUCGCAACCGCUACCAACACCGAAACCCAUCCUCAAGAAGAAAUACUCCUCUGAAUCGGAAGAAAUUCGUCCGAUUCUGAAAUCGUCCCGUAAGAGUAGCCGCGAGGAAAAUUCGGACUCGGAAGAACUGAAACGAUCUAUCCUAAAGACGGAUUCACCUGCCAAGCGUCGUUCGUUCGGUGAUCGAUCCGAUUCGACGGAAUCAACUUCCGUUCUCAUCCGAAGCCAUUCGCUUGAACACCCGGAACCGGUUCCCAUGGCACCGAUUGUACCUCAGGUUCAGACCAUCGAAAAACCGAUCAUUUCGGUAGCUGAGCGUAUUAAAAACAUGGAAAAGUUUUUAUCCGGUCCGUCCAGUUCCGGAGCGGUUCCGAAGAGAAACAGCGGCAACGGUAAUGCCAGCUCACGUAGGGAAUCGUACCGUUUCAAGACUCAACCGGUGACCUCGACGGAGAUGGUGAGUGUUCAGCAACAAAUCGAUCGGUCACUGGACUGUCCGGGUGAUUCCAACUCCAGCAUAGAGUCCAGCGGCACUCGUGAACAGACCGAACCAAGUAGUUCAGUUUCGGAACCACUCUGUCCACGGGGCAGUCUUGAAUCGCUCAUUAACAAAGAGAAGCAGGCACUGGAGGAUAAAAGUGUAGAAUUGCUAUCGCCGACACUAGCUACGGCUGAGUCCAACUCCCACUCGAUCAGUGGUGAGUUCAACCUUGCCUCGCUAAGCUCCGACAGUGGCAUUCAGUUUGGCCGUGGGACUGAGGAAAUAUCAGGUGCGGACAAUGUAUCAUCCGUAAAGACAAGUGACAGUGAGAAAUCUCCUUCGAAGAAAACCAUCGACGACGAUUUGAACGAACUCGAAGAAGAGCAGGAAGAAGAACACCUACAGAUUAUCGAAGAGACCGAAGGGCAGAAGCGAAUUUUGCUAAGUCCAUCCAUUUCCUGUGAGCGAUCAGAAAUCGCAGCCAGUCGGAGACGCGUCGUCUCUAGAAACUCCUCGUCUAGUUGUUCCAGCACUAGCAGUUCCGGUGAAUUGAGCGAUCGGGAAAGUGAAAGAAUGUACUCGGCCCCCGGUGGCCUUAAUCAUCAUCAUCAUCAUCAGCAGCAGCAAGAAGAUUUGUAUACACCGAUUAGUGAUCCCGACGACGACUCAUCUAUACGGCCACGGUCCAACAGUGUCCGUGCCCGGGCUAACAUGUUCCAACAGAUGGAGAGUCGCAUGAAGGAGAACGAGUGUCCAACGCUUCGGGGCAGACGAGUGAUGCCGACAACACAAACGACCCCUCAGUUCACCACCCAAGUAAUCUCACCGACGGACAUGGAUCGCAGUCGUAACAAUCCCGGUAUAACAAAUCCGAUUAGUUCCUACGGCAAGAUCAGUGGCAGCAAUAACAUUUCCGAUGAUUCAGGCACUGAGUUUGAUCCCUCGACACUGCAGGUAUCGAAGAAGAUCAAACUUUUUUCCGGUGGAAAGGAUCAGAGGGCACUUGGCGUUCUGACCGCAACCGGUGCUGCCAGUAAUACGACUACUCUUCUAACGUCCAGCUCUGCCCCAACGCUCGAUGCCGGGCGACUUGCACUGAAGAAAAAACCGAUGAAAUUUAGAACCGUAGGGAAGCUGAUCAUGCCAAUGUUUCUGAACGACAACAAUAAUAACAUCUCGAACUCGACAUCCCCUUUGACGGCGAAUGGACCUAGCAGUUUCGGUGAGGAGAACAAUGAAAAGAUGGAACCAGUGACUGCGAGUGAUGAUGGACUUACUCAACUUCGGUCACUGAAAGUCGAGCGAAUCCGUAGGAAGUUUAUGAAAAACUCAUCGACACCGAUCCUCGACGAGGAAGAUUUGACGACGAACGGAGACGAAGGAAGCGAUUCUAAUGUCGAGUCUGGAAAAGAAAAUAACUAUGAUAGUGGUGGAGAAUACGGUGGUAAGUACAGGGGAUGCUGCGGGGGAAUCAACGCUUUAAAAAAGAAUCUGCUGAAUGGAAACCGAUCUCACAACAAAAGUAUUUUGCUCAAUUCUUCCGCGGAACUCGAUGAAAUUGUCACUAAAGGGAAGGUUUCAACCAUGGCCAAACAAUGGAACCGACUGCGAGCAAUGACGUUGGAUGUUUCAAUGAUCAAAAAGUCCUCUUCUAGUCCCCUUCCGUCACCGCAUUGUAGAGAGAACUCAUCGCUGCAGGAAGGUGUUUGCGGAAGUUACCCUUACGAGUUAGAUGGCGACCUCUGCAACAACACCAACAACUCAUUUCUGCUAGAAAAGAGUUCGUUCCAUCUGAACGCAUCGAAGCGGCGCGAUUCUCCGCAGAUCGACGAUCGACUGGCUAAAUAUUUCGGACUGAAAAAGAAUUCAAACGAACAAUCCAUCGAACCAUCCUUCAACCGAACAGUAGACAGCAACAACCCAACGUCCCGACGAAGAUCACGCUCAUUACCUCGUGGGAAUCCUCCUGCACCGCCUCCACAGCUCCCGAUAGACGAACGAAUUGCAAAAUAUUUCGGAGUCAACAAAAGCUUCUCCGGCAGUCCUUCGGCGCAGAUGGUGAACAAACCGCGUGCCAUCGUGAGACCUCAGCAGCGUCCGGUCGUGAUUGAAAGCGAACGAGCCGACGUGAUGAAAGCUGGCGGAAGGCGUCGAUCUCUAUCCGCUCCCAGUGACAAAUUGUUCGAGGAGCUAGUUGCAACCGAUCAAACUGCCGGACGCACCCGGGAUCAGCACGCAGUGAGCUUCUGUUUAGUGACCGAAGGAUCAGCGAUGGUUUCGCUCAAGCUGGUGAAGACCUUUGACGAGUUUAACCUGACGGCGGAGGAUAUGUCGAUGGCGGACAGCGAGUUUGACAAACUUUACGUAGAUCAAGUAACAAGCCCACGUAAACCACCGCUAGGGUGUCUGCCACCAUCAGCCCAACAGUCACAACCGCUCGUGUCCGAACUGAAGAAAGGUAUCCUGAAAUCAAAGUCCGGCUGCGUCGGUCUCUUUCCGUCCGACCUGAACAGUGAGCUCAAAUCGCGCCUGAAAAAAUCUACCCAUUCGUCGGUUAGUAAUCUCAAAAAAUCCACUACCGUAUCCAGUGUCGAGCUCGACGUCGUACCGCGUGCCGGUUCUUCGUCCGAUGAUGACGAUGGUGUCGCGCCCGGUAAGAAUCUCGCGAAAAUGCUCCGCAAUGUGUCGAAUACGGCCGCGUCGUCGUCGUCGUCGUCGUCCGCCGGAAGUUGCUAUGUGCCUCCGGGCGGAGUGGCACUGUUUCCGCCGCUGCCCGCUCCGAUGCCGACCGCAUUCGCGCCGCUAAAGAGAAGUGAUUUCGCCGCGUGUGGCACCGCCAGCGACGGUGAACAUCCUGGCAGCAGUCGCGGAAAUGCUGAUUCCAUCCUGAAGAAUCCAGCGGUGGCCAGACGAAGACGGCAGAAUGAAGGCUACAAACAGCAACUGGUGAAGAGCAAGAGCCAAUCGGAGCUAACAACCUUCAUUCCGGCGUCGGCAAUCAUUUACCACAACACGGCGAAACCAUUCGGUGGCCCCGUUGGCAUCGCCGGAACUCGUCCGGGUGGACAUGACCCAGUGAGUAUCGGCGGUGGUCCCAAUGACCAUCGGACGACGGCCAGCUUCCUGAAUCAAUCGAGCGGAUUGAUACAACAACAGCAACAACAACAACAACAGCAGGAGCAACAACAUCAUCAAGUGCCGGGAUUCCUUGGCUUACGGCGCUGCCUAACGGAGGAGAUGCGUCCCGAUCAAGAAUCGAUGGUGAAGAGCGUCUCGAUAGCGGAACGGCUCGCUGCACUGCAAAAAAGUGGUGAGGACGAUUGGCGGAAGCGAGUUGCCAAGAAGGAUGUCACCGACGACGUCCGGCGGGAAAAUUUAGUCAAUAACGCCAUCCUUGUUGCCAAAUCGAUCGAGAGCCCGGUGAAAAAUGCCACACCGCGCCCGUUCAGUCGGCCGGCGGACGUCGAAGGCGGUAACAUUUCCGACCGGCUCGGAAAGAUUAAAACGUCUUCGGAGAAUUGGAAGAAUCGUGUCGAACUCUCAGAUGCCACCAACUUUACAGUGGCAGGCCGGAUGGCCGCCAGCCAGUUACCCAAGUUGCCGUUCAUCAAAUCCGACACGAAGCAGUCGCCACCGAUGAGCGUGUUCCGCAGUGUCAACCCGCCUCAGCUGGGCCUCGCCAAGAGCCCGUCGAUGAUGGUGUCUUCGGUGACCUCAUCGUCGACGGUGUACAGUCCCGCCACACUCCCGAAUGGACCAUCACCACCGGCUACGGGUCCCGUAGCAGCACUGGCCGCCGUAGGUCAGCAAAUAUCUAGUCAACUGAAUCACCAGAGAACCGGAGGAAUGGGAGUGGACAGUUUCAUGAAGCGUAGCAUUAGUGUCCCCGGAGUGCCCUCGAGCGCAACCGGGGUAGCCGGUGGGGAUCUUAAGUCCCAUGCUGCCGGCGGUUCAAAGGUUUCAAUUCCAAAGCUGGACGACGAAAGCUUUGGCAACUUUUUCACCAAAGUCGAGAAAACCGUAUCAGCUACUAGCGCCAUUACUAGCAGGAGCAGUUACGCCAACAUCAACACCAGCAGUCUUAGUAGCAGUUCGGCGGCGGAGGUUGUCAUCGGAGAUUUCGACACGCUCAAGGUGGAUAGCCAGCAGCGGCUAACGCAGAAGAAGAUCGUACAGGGUCCGAAACGACGCGGUGCCAUGUCCAAGAACCCGCUGAAAAAACUGGCCGCCCGGGACGAUUUGCAGACGGAGUACACCGAAAUCAAAACAGGUAUCGCCGACAAAGAGUUGAAGAGACUCAAACUAGAAUCAAUCGCCAAAACUAGCAAUCUGGCCAUUGAAGCGCUUGCUGGCUUAGCUUCCGUGGAGGAUUUCAAAUCGGUCGCACUAAAAUCAAGCUCACUUCCGCUGAAUCAAAGCUUUGUUCCGUUCAAGACGCUGAUGUUGCUGCAUGUCAAGGGCCGACGACACGUGCAAACCCGGCUGGUCCAACCGAUCGCCCGUUCCAUCAACCGGGGCGAUUGUUUCGUGCUGGUCACACCGGAUCGGCUUUUUGCUUUUCUCGGCCAGUACGCCAAUGUGAUCGAGCGCUCGCGGGCCAAGGAGAUUUGUGAUGUCAUCGUGCGGGACAAGGACUUGGGUUGCGCGGCCAGCAGUGCGAUUGUGAUCAACGACGGAAAAUACUGUAGCGAGCGGCAGUUGCGGGAGUUCUGGAAACUACUCGGACGUGACCAAGAGGACGAAGGGACAAAUGUUUGCAAUGCCGGGCAUGCCGAUGAAGAUGAACUGGUCGAAAGUUGUCUGAUGGAAACGAACAAAGUGUACGAAUUCGACGACGACCAGUUGGUUCCAUUGGAAGAAUACUGGGGGGCAGCUCCCCGUAUUGCAAUGCUUGAUCCGAAAAAGAUUCUGGUGUUUGAUUUUGGCAGUGAGCUUUACAUUUGGAAUGGUAAAAAUGCUUCGAGUGAGUCGAAAAGAGCAGCGAUCAAACUGGCCCAGGAAAUGUUUAUGCAGGAGUACAGCUUCGAGAUGUGUCAGUUGAGUCCAAUUAACUUUUCCGAACUGUCCGGUGAUCGUCAGAGGGACGUGAGACGUAUUUUGAAAACUGGAGCGGUACGCCCGGAGUGGUGUUUGAUAGCCAAAGUCACUCAGCACAUGGAGACAAUUUUGUUCCGGCAGAAGUUUAUCGAUUGGCCCGAUAUUACGGUUCAAUUGAAAGACGAUGGUUACCAACUGGGGGACACUCCCAGUCUGGAGAUUAAACCCGUCGAUGGAGAAUUGUUAUUCCGGGGAGAACCAUACAUGGAACCUAAUCUAGUGCUGGAAAACUCCAACUUGGGACGCGGUAAUUUUUAUUACGACACCGAUUCCAUGCGUCAUUACGAUGUACUUACGAUUUCGGUGACCCAAUGGGAGAUUGACGAGUACGAGUAUAAGGAAAUCCAAGGAACGUCAUGUGGACAUUUCUACUCUGACGAAAGUUACACCAUCCGCUGGAUGUAUCAGGUGAGUGUUACCGUUCGAGAGCUCAGCGGAAAAGUUUCAAAUCGAAGCACGGUUGUUGGACGUGACCGUUGUGCGUACUUCUGCUGGCACGGCUUGGAUGCACCGGCAAAUGAGAAGGGUGCCGCUGCUUUACUGACCGUCGAAUUGGAUAAGGAAAAAGGUGCACAGGUUCGUGUUUCCCAGGGCCAAGAAUCGGCUGCUUUCAUACGACUGUUCAAGAUAAUGUUCAUUCACAAGAGUAAGAAAACAACCCGAAAUGCCUGGCGUCUGUAUAUCAUAACCGGAAACUACCAGGAAGAAACGGUAUGCACCGAGGUAACCUGCAACGAACGCCAGCUGCGCUCUCGUGCUACGAUGGUACUGAUACAUGGCGAAAAGGGACGCGUAAUCCUGUGGAACGGGUGUAAAGCGCUUCCUCACACCAGAGAAGUGGGUCAAAAUGCACUAACGGCAAUCAUCCGAAACAAAUAUACGGAACUGUUUGACGAAACUCUCGCCGCCAUCAACUCAACGACGCUGGAGGAAGGUCAAGAGUCGCAUGAAUUCUUCGAAGCCAUCGAUGGAAGCCAAAAUCGACAUCAGUAUCACUCUUUGCUUGGUUCCAACCAGGAUUUCUCCUACACACCUCGUAUCUUCAAUUUAACCAGUAUCAAUAACGGUAACUUUGAAGCCACCGAACUGCAGUACAAUCUGCGUUGCAAAGAUCUGCCAUCUCCGUAUCCGUUCCGGCAGGCUGAUUUGUAUAAUGCCCGACAACCGACAACCUUCAUGAUCGACAACGGCCACAUACUAUGGCUAUGGCAAGGCUGGUGGCCAACGGAGGACGGAUCGGGAAGCGAUAGUGGAAGCAACAGUGGCAGUGAAAAUCACAGCAGCUUCGAUAGUAACCGUUCCGGUGAAAAUCGCUGGCAGAUCGAACGCCGCGUAGCGAUGGAGACGGCUGUUGCCUAUUGGAAGGAGAAGUGCUCCAAAUCUUCUCGGAAAUUGGUCAUAAAAAAAUCGGAGGUUUGCAAUGGUAAUGAAAAACACAUUGACAUACAGCAGGAACAGCUGCUGCAUUUGCCGGAUGAAAAUGGUAACGGAGCAAACGAUGAGGUGGAUACGAUCGGUGGAAACGAAGAGGACGGCACGUUGGAAGUCUCCUCCGUUAAGAAUGGUUCUGUCUGCGAUGGCAAUGAUGACUGUGAUAAUGCACAAACGCUGGUGGAUCGAGCCAGGACGGUCGACAAAGAGCUGGAACAUGCGGAGGAAAUCAACGGUUACGUUGUUUGGGCCGGUUUGGAACCGCUGGAGUUUAUCGCCAUGUUCCCUGACUGGGAACAGCGAGACGAUGUUGCCGAAAUUAAUGUGCAGGAUGGCCGUAAAUCUGCUCCGCAACCGAUCGCCAGCAGUCUGUCGCUUCUGUCCCGUAAGGAGUAUCCGCUGUCGGUGCUGCUGGAGCGCCCCCUACCCGAAGGUGUCGACCCGACCAAGCUGGAGUUGUACCUUCACGAACAGGACUACCAGGAGGGCCUCGGGCUAACGAAGGCCGAAUAUGAGCAGCUGCCCGCGUGGAAGCAGACCAAACUCAAGAAGGAGCGUGGUUUGUUCUAGACAAGAUUACACUAUUAAAAAUACAAAACAUGGAACCGUGGUGCACACGCACUGAUCUUGUGCUUAUACUAUUUUUUUUAAACAUUACUGUUGUUUUUUGCUUUUUGUUUUUUUUUAUAUCUGUCUGAUCCUCGCCUAGCUUCCGCAGGUGAGCUGGUGCGUCAGACAGGAUCAUUUUGUGGUUCGAUCAACUGUAAUCAUUUUAUUUUGUAGUUGUUUACUUUUGUUAUACUAAUUUUUCUUGGUUUUUUAAAAAAAACAAGGCGCUCUCUGUGUUGAUUUUCUACUUUGAUGUUGUGCUAGUGUUUUAAAUCGAUCGAUGUAAUCGGAGAGCGCCAUUGCAGGUUAUUGUGCUUCGCAAAACUGUAUCCACAUUGUGUCGAAAAAAAAAUAAAACGAAUUCUUAAAUUACACGAUAGAGAUUUCUUUUAACUAUUCAGAUUUCAUUCAACUGAAGUGGGAGAUUGUUCUGCAUUAUUAUUAACCCUUUAGCGCGGAUGAUUUCAUUUCUGAUAGCAGCAAGCAAAAUGUAUUCCUUUGCCAUAGAAAAACAACAUAUAUCUGUAUAAAAAUUGUAAUUGUAGUACUCUCAGUACCGUGUAUGUUCAGUAAUAGCAUAAGGAUUAGUGGUGUUUUUGUUUGUUACUGUGCUAGGCAACAAUUUCCAGCAAUUUCUGUAGAUUUUUUGUUUGUUUUCUGUUUUGCACUAAAUUAUUCGACGCGAGCGUAAGCAAAAAUUGCCACCCCUCUCUCUCUCUCUCUUGAAGUGAUAGUGAUUUAAGGAAAACUAUUUUAUCAUAGCUUUUAGUGCUACUAAGCAAAACCAUAGAACGAGGAAGAAGCUUGUACUUAAAAUAAAAUCAAUAAAAAAAUACUAGUAAACCAAGCAAAGAACUGACACUGUGGCAUCGAGAAUUGCUGCAUGCAAUUUUUGGAGAAGACAUUUUAUAAAGCUAUUUUCUACGUACGUGUGUGCUGUAACCAGGGAAGGGAUGCGUAACAAUCGAACCACAAAGUCACCGAAACUUUGUGUCCCAUAUUUAAACGAGACAACAAGUAAUAAUUAUGAUAACCAUAGAGAAAUCACAAUAAGAAACGCAAAAUUUACUAUACUAGAAUACACAACCGAAAGCAAACGCAUAUAAUGAAAACACACUCACACGCAUCUAGACGUAACGGAGGACAUUUUUUUCUAAAACAAGACAAAUAUUGAAAAAAAAAAUCGCUAAAACACAAUCACUAAACAGCCUCAUCUAUUGAUAACCGAAUACUACUCAUUAUCAAACCUCUGUCACUGAAAAAUAUACACACCGACGAAAUAGAAACCGAUUGAAAACCCGAACGAUUUGAAUAACAAAAAUAAAAACAAUUAUCUAGAACUUUUUUUUUGUGUUAUGUACGUGAACGUAGACAGUCUGUGCGUCGAAUUUUAUAUCAUCAGUUGCAACAGAAAAAGAAACCUUUGUGAACCAAAUCUAGGACCCCCUUCGUCAUUGGCUAUUAUACUGAAUACAUACAAUAGGUAGCACACAUAUGCCAAGAUAUAUUCAAUUCACUUUUUUUUUCUCGUGAAAAAUGAAUUUGACCAGUUAGUAAAAACUGAGUAAUUUAGAGCGAAAUAUUUGUAUGAAACUGAAGGAAACAGUGCGUGAAAAAUAUCGAAACUGGAGAUUUUUACCAAUAUAA
Malaya genurostris is the source of this 19527-nucleotide messenger RNA. RefSeq names its product supervillin (gene Svil). Bases 1561 to 17841 code for a protein of 5426 amino acids. The record is from RefSeq and is a predicted model, not a curated record. The transcript is spliced from 15 exons. Lineage: Eukaryota; Metazoa; Arthropoda; Insecta; Diptera; Culicidae. Gene Ontology annotation, biological process: cytoskeleton organization; actin polymerization or depolymerization; actin filament severing. Gene Ontology annotation, cellular component: actin cytoskeleton; cytoplasm. Gene Ontology annotation, molecular function: phosphatidylinositol-4,5-bisphosphate binding; actin filament binding.